AUGGAGGCUUCAGCCAACAUCCACACUCCCCUCAGCGACUCCGAGAACAACAUUGCACCACAUGUUAUCUUAGACCUUCGGGCCCAGGCUAAGUCGCUGGAGUUCUCCAGUGACGGGCAUCUCUUUGCUGCAAGCUGCAACUGUGAAGCAGCAUUAUGGGAUGCCAAAACCUUUUCUCUCAUCUGCAACCUUGACGUUCCCAGCAAUGAAGGGCCUCUGUAUACCUCGUUCACUCCUGAUGGUCGGGCCAUCUGGCUCGCGUCGGAAGAGGGCAUCAUUGCUCGGCAUGGCAUCUUAUCCUACGCUCAUAACAUACCGCCUAUUCGGACCAGCUACACUAUCUCCUGUAUCAAGUCCUCUCCAGAUGGCAUGUAUCUAGCCGUGGCCAUUAAGUCUUCUGCGACGCUCUUAGACUCUACCACCAGCGAUGCCCACGAUGUCAAAUCAUCCGUCAAGUUAUAUGAUUGCAUGGGACAAGAACUCGCAACACUCGUCGCUGGCGGAAGUGAUGACUACAUCUGUUCACUGUCUUUUACUGCUGACGGUGAAAGAUUAACCGGUAUCUCAGAGGACGGCGCUAUGUUUGUCUGGGACACCGAUUCGCGUACACUGGUAGCUGGCCCUUUUCCUCAGCCCGCUCCUGCUUUCCAAGUCGCCUAUUCUUUGGGGAAUGACCUUGUUGCUUCAGCUGGACCUACGGGCCAAAUCAAGGUUUGGAAAAAACACAUAGGACAAGAGAAGGUGACCCCGCACAUUACCUGA
Messenger RNA from Coniophora puteana RWD-64-598 SS2, 762 nucleotides. Its product is annotated as WD40 repeat-like protein. Gene Ontology annotation, molecular function: protein binding. The transcript has 2 exons. The record is from RefSeq and is a predicted model, not a curated record. Lineage: Eukaryota; Fungi; Basidiomycota; Agaricomycetes; Boletales; Coniophoraceae. Bases 1 to 762 code for a protein of 253 amino acids.